AUGACAUUCGGCGCGUGUAAUGUGCGUACACUUCUUGACCGAGAAGAAAAUGCCUGCCCUGAGCGGAAAACUGCCAUCGUAGCUCGGGAACUAAGUCGCUAUAAUAUUGAUGUGGCUGCACUCAGCGAAACACACCUCUCCGAUGAAGGAGAGCUGGUAGAACACGGCGGCGGGUAUACUUUCUUUUGGAAAGAAAGUAUACCGCCGCAAAAGGACUCGCUUCCUCAGAGCCGCGAAGGUCUGGUGUAG
Molecule: messenger RNA, 249 nt
Organism: Parnassius apollo (apollo)
Lineage: Eukaryota; Metazoa; Arthropoda; Insecta; Lepidoptera; Papilionidae
Source: the annotation of a GenBank genome assembly